AUGGAAUCAGUACGUAAGGCUAAACAACGUUUACGCAACUAUCCCAUACUAUUAGGAAAAUGUGCCGAAACGGCUACGAUUUAUGCAGCCUGUGUUAGUCGUGAUUUGAAUGUACAACAUAAAACCUGUGACAAAGAGUUCCAGCUAUUUAAGGAAUGUCUACAAAAGGCAGCAAAUGAAAUGAAAACAAAAUUAUAAAGCAAUAGAUAGAAGAAAUUGCAAUAAAAAAACAAACAAACUUAAGAAAUUUUAAAAUAAUAA
Messenger RNA from Lucilia cuprina (Australian sheep blowfly), 261 nucleotides. RefSeq lists its product as uncharacterized. Gene Ontology annotation, cellular component: mitochondrion. Gene Ontology annotation, biological process: mitochondrial respiratory chain complex I assembly. The coding region runs from base 1 to 198 and encodes 65 amino acids. NCBI's taxonomy places the organism in Eukaryota, Metazoa, Arthropoda, Insecta, Diptera, Calliphoridae. The transcript has a single exon. The record is from RefSeq and is a predicted model, not a curated record.